AUGCCAUUCUUGAAAAGUUUCAAAGCGAUUUCCUGUUUAUCAAUAUCGGAUCUGCAUCUUCCAAAUCGAGAUUCAGUGCAAACUCUUCUCGGUGGCGAGACCUAUCAUUCGAGUAUGGGAACGCAAGGACAAAGUGAUCGUUUAGCGAUUGCAGGCAUUCAGGCACAGCUGGGAAAUCACUUUUUACCCGCCGUCAAGAAUGUGGCCAUAAGUGGAAACGAACUGCUUCGAGCGUUUCAAGGUCUCCAAAAAGCGACCGAAAACUAUUGUGGCACAUUGGGAGCUUUUGCUCGUUCUGCUAAAGGAGCUUCUCCAGAAGCCGAAAAAUAUGGGAAAAAUCUUUUGGAAAUCAGUAAACAAUUCAAAGAAGUUAUGCAACAUCAUGAAAGAAGUGUGAACAAAUUUCACGAGUUUGUGAUCAAAACAAACAAAUUUUCCACAGAAGAAAAGGACAAGCAAAAGGAUCUUUUUGGGAGUUUUCAAAAAAUGGAAAAGACUUUGCAGAAGAACAAGAACCAAGAGAAGCUGGACAGUUUCUAUGCUGAGCAGAAAGGUACACACGUGCGACAGCAGGAGAUGAGAUACAAGUUUUUCAUGGACAAGCAUGAGGAAUGGUUUCAGACAUAUGUUGACUUGAUUGAAUAUUGUCAAGAAGUCGCUAACAAAGAAGAUGAAAGAUCAAAAGAAGUUGAGCAACCAAAGGCUGUGAUUGCUGCAGUAACUGCUGAGGUUGUUGAAGAAGCACCGAAAGCGAACGGACAUAAAGAAAGCGAAAGCAACAAAACAAGCACACGAAGCAGCAGUGCAAGUAGCAUAGAAGGAGUGAGGACAAGGGUUUCGACUCAGGACGAUCCAAACUCGAUCUCCUUGAUCAGUGAGAAACAACGGAAAUCAGUUCUUGUGGAGCCUAAAACAGCCGCACACACUCUCAGUUCUACCGAUCAAUCAAGAGCCCAAUCCUUUGUGGCUCCGUCACAACAGAAUCAACCAAUCUAUCAAAAUCAACAAAAUCCUCUAGCUGAAAUCGCUCAAGAAAAUGUUGUCUUCACUCAGUCAAGGGAUUGGGAACUGAACCCGCCUCCACCAAUCGAGUAUCGUGCCCGUGAUCCAUCUCCUGUUCGAACUCGACCAGCUCUGCAACCUUUGCAAACUUAUGCUCCACCAGCUCCCGAGCCAGUGCCACAAAGAGCUCCACCAAAGUUCGGUUAUCAAGUUUUUCCGCCAAUGACCACUCCCGUUUAUGCAGCCGCACCAGCUACAAAACCUACACCAGCUCCAAGACCCGCGAUUGUUCCAACUAUGUUCUCUGCUCAUGAUUAUGGGAUGAGCUUGGAAGUGAAUGAGGAUUUUAAUGCAAAUGGGCAAGAUCAACUGACCGUGAAUCGAGGCGAUCGAGUGAUUUUGAUCAAGUCGGGGAAUAGAGGAUGGAUCUUUAUCAAGGAGCAAGCAACAAAUCGAACCGGAUGGAUCCCAGCGCAGUUCGCAUCGAAAAUA
Mesorhabditis belari is the source of this 1494-nucleotide messenger RNA. The record is from the annotation of a GenBank genome assembly. Lineage: Eukaryota; Metazoa; Nematoda; Chromadorea; Rhabditida; Rhabditidae.